AUGCAGCCUCCCAAGCCAUUAACGCUUAUCGUGGCAACAACGCCCCUCUUCCCAGCCGGCGAAGAAACCACCCGCCUAGGCAUCGGCCUGAAAGGCACACUUCCCUGGCCUCGCAUCAAAACCGACAUGUCGUUCUUCGCGCGCGUAACCUCGCGCCCGCCAACAGCCGGAAAAACCAACGCCAUUAUUAUGGGCCGCAAAACAUACGACUCGGUCCCUGCGUCGCUGCGUCCGCUCGCAAAGAGAAUCAGCGUUGUUGUGUCGCGGGAUACGAGCGGGUCUGUCAAAGAGGGUGUUCUGAAGGAACUUGAGAAGAGGAGGGAGAAAAUUGCCACCAAGGCCGCGGAGGCUGCGGCGGUGUCUGGAAAGACUGAGAAUGUCGAGCCUGUGACCGAUGCGAUUGUCGAGAGCAGUCUGGAUGGUGCGCUGAGGGCGUUGGAGUCUAAGGCUGAUGUUGGAAAGGUGUUUGUUAUUGGUGGAGCGGAGAUUUAUAAUGCUACGCUUGGGUUGGAGAGGGGGGUGAGGGUUGUUAUGACGAAUGUUGUCAGGAAGGAUGGGGAACCGUUUGAGUGUGAUACUUUCUUUCCGGUGGAUUCGUUUGAGGGGUGGCGGGCUGCUAGUUCUGAGGAGGUUUCUGAGUGGGUUGGGGAGGAGGUUGAUGGGCAGUGGAAGGACGAUGGGGAUGUUAAGGUCCAGAUGGUUGGGUUUGAGAAGGUUUAG
Penicillium soppii is the source of this 720-nucleotide messenger RNA. Its product is annotated as dihydrofolate reductase. Gene Ontology annotation, biological process: folic acid metabolic process; tetrahydrofolate biosynthetic process; dihydrofolate metabolic process. NCBI's taxonomy places the organism in Eukaryota, Fungi, Ascomycota, Eurotiomycetes, Eurotiales, Aspergillaceae. The record is from RefSeq and is a predicted model, not a curated record. Gene Ontology annotation, cellular component: mitochondrion. Gene Ontology annotation, molecular function: dihydrofolate reductase activity; NADP binding. Bases 1 to 720 code for a protein of 239 amino acids. The transcript has a single exon.